AUGGAGUUUCUCGACCCUGAGACAAUGUCGAUCGACCGCUCCAAGGCGUUCGUUCGACAAGUUGCAGCGCGCUUCGAGGCCGCACUUGCAUCGUUCCCCGACUCGGUGGCUGACGGGUCACAAAGGUCGAAUUUUAUCGAUCAGCUUGCGAGGGAACUAAGUCGAACAUGGAACACAAUCAGCAUCCUUCUCUAUCGCCAUGAAACCCUCACGAUCCCCGCGAUACUGGCGAGCGGGUAUGAAGAGUAUAGCUCAGUUUAUCCUGAUCUACAGAAGUUUGACGCGAAGACUGUGUCGUCACGGGCUGAGCAGAGGACGUGGAAGCAGACAUUGUUUCCCGCCACCCAUGUCCAGCGUCUUCCGGUGGCACGACCGGCGGCAGAAGUUGAACUGGGAGAGAACCAGUGGUGGACACAACCCCACAGCAGCCAUUUUGGCACCGCCUCGAGGAAACCAGCGGUGCAUAUUGUGCAGCCCCUGGCAGGCACCUCUGGACGCAGCAAAGCAACUACGAGCCAAAAACGUAGGAGGGACGAGGAUACUGCACCGGGACGCCAGAACAUGCAAGCUCUCGCUGCCCUUACACCAUUGUCAGUGCACAAGAAGCCCCGACUGGAGGGCAAGGUCGGGAGCAUGCUGUCGGACGCCACCGAGAAAAACAUCGAGCUCGACGGACACACCCCGCCCCUCGCCUCAGGCAGUAUGGUGACUGCUGGGGGUACUGGUGUCCAGGGUUCUAUAAAGGGCAAGGCAAGAAUGCCAGAGUCACAGGCGCGAAGCGUCAUGGCAAGUAUCAUUUCGUGA
Messenger RNA from Fomitopsis serialis, 804 nucleotides. RefSeq lists its product as uncharacterized. The transcript has 3 exons. Lineage: Eukaryota; Fungi; Basidiomycota; Agaricomycetes; Polyporales; Fomitopsidaceae. The record is from RefSeq and is a predicted model, not a curated record. The coding region runs from base 1 to 804 and encodes 267 amino acids.